UUUCACAGACAGCACGGUGAAGUGAGGAGGCGAACUUGUGAUGGCCAGUAGAGAUGAAGAUAGUGGACACCAUCUGGUCAUGGCCACUUCCAGUGAGCCAUCUGAAGGUCACAUGGAAACUUCCAAUGAGGUAUCUGAAUUUCGCGUUGCUACUUCUGGUGAGUCAUCUGAAGGUCACAUGGCCGCUUCCGGAGAGCAGUCUGAAAGUCACAUUGACAUGUUAGCUUUGAGAGGUGACUUGCCAGUUCCUGAUAUUGACAUAUCCAGUUCAGAUGAGGAAUAUCUUACAGCAGAGGAUGACUCUGGUAGCAGUGGAGUCAGUUCAGACGAGGAACAUGAAGGUCACUUGGUACCCGCAGGUUCAGCUGAGCACAGGGAGGUCCUUGAGCUGGAGAGCCAAGCAAUCACACUAAGUACAGGUGAACAGCGUUCAGGGAACGCCCAAGCUGCCAACAUGAUCAACAUCGUCACUGGAGGGGCAGGACAAGGAACACUGGGGAGAGGUGAGUGUUGAUGGAGGAAGGGUCAGUAAGUGACUAGAUCUUGUUCAAGACUGUUACCAUUCUCAGUUUCUCAGGGACAGAAUCUGUGCAUACCACCAUGUUGUUUCCCUGGUCCUACCUGUCACCCACAUGGAUUGAAAUGUUUGAUAGAAGAAUACAUCGUAUAUAAACUCCUGAUGUAUUGACAUAUCUUGCAAAACUAAUGAAUCUUGAAUCAUGUAUCUGUAUAUAAAACAACUAGUACACACCCUGUGUCAAUUUUGCUGUGCUUUCACAACUGAUACCACAAGCUUUUGUCAGUGAAUAAGCAUGUUGGUGUUUUGUGUUCAGUUCAAAGUAGUCUUAAAUGUGGAGUUGAAAUAUCACUUUCUUUGGAUGAGACUUAUAACAACUGAGGGAUGUUCCACACACAACAGAAAUAAGUGAAUACUUUGUCGUUUUAUGUUUACACCGAAGUCUUUGCGGGGAUGGUAAAAACUUUUUUCCCCUUCACAGAUAACCUUGAUUUGCGCACAGAUGAAGCAAGGAAGAUUUUUGCUCCAACUGAAGCCUACAGAAAAGUGAAACAGAAGUUGAAGGAAUUUGGUCAUGUGACUAUCUGUGGCGCUUCAGGAGAAGGCAAGACAACAAUGGCUCUGAUGCUGGGUUCACAGUAUAGACAAAAGGGGUACGAGGUCGUGUUUGUGGACAGCCUUAAGAAGUUUGACUUUGACCGAUGUCUUAAUACUUACUCAAGAGUAUUUCUGAUUGUAGACGAUUUGUUUGGUACAGUUGGAGUAUCUGCUAAUACUUCACAGGUUAAAAACUUUCUGAACAAUCUUCUCCCCCAUUUAGAACAAAAGCAGAGAGCAGAAGAGAAACGGUCAGAAUUGAGUGAAAACAGUGAUGCUGGUGAAAAUUCAGAAACAAAGUGCAAAGUUUAACAGAAUCUCAAACAAAGGACAUUCAUGUUGUCUUCACAUCAAAAUCUUACAAUUUCCAUGAUGGACUUGCAAAACUGCAGUAUGAGGGUUUCAAAUUGUUCAAGGGUCAGACAGUAGUGGACUUAACAAAACAA
Haliotis rubra (blacklip abalone) is the source of this 1560-nucleotide messenger RNA. RefSeq lists its product as uncharacterized. The record is from RefSeq and is a predicted model, not a curated record. Bases 41 to 514 code for a protein of 157 amino acids. Lineage: Eukaryota; Metazoa; Mollusca; Gastropoda; Lepetellida; Haliotidae. The transcript is spliced from 2 exons.